Brachypodium distachyon (stiff brome) is the source of this 3252-nucleotide messenger RNA. Its product is annotated as pentatricopeptide repeat-containing protein At3g12770. Gene Ontology annotation, biological process: RNA modification. The record is from RefSeq and is a predicted model, not a curated record. NCBI's taxonomy places the organism in Eukaryota, Viridiplantae, Streptophyta, Magnoliopsida, Poales, Poaceae. The coding region runs from base 203 to 1705 and encodes 500 amino acids. Gene Ontology annotation, molecular function: protein binding; RNA binding. The transcript has 4 exons.
GCUGCCGAUGUGGGACUAAACAAACAGCCACCGUGUGCUAGCUACUCCCACGGCCCCUUGCUGCUGCUGGGCUUUCAGAUUUCCUUACCUCAGGCCUUAUUGGGCUGGGCUUAUCAGCGGGCAGCAACGGUGGUUAAAACAUCUAACAGUUCGCUCAAAAAAAAAAAAAAACAUCUAACAGUUAAUACCGGCGGUUGCCGAAAUGUCGCCGCCCACCGCCGCCCGCCUCUCCGGGCUCCUCCGGCGUUGCGCCGCCGCCGGAGCUCUACCCGCCGGCGCGCAGCUCCACGUGCAGGCCAUCGUCAGAGGCCACCUCCCCCAGGCCACCCUCGAGACCGACCUGGUCCUGCUGUACUGUCGCUGCGCCGCUCUCCCGUGCGCCCGCAAGGUGUUCGACGCGAUGCCUUCUCCGUCCAUGCACGCGUACAACAUCCUCCUCGCCGCCUCCCCACCCCGCGCGGCUCUCGAGCUUCUCUCCGGCCUCAUCGCGGCCGGAUUCCGCCCUGACCGCUACGCGGUCCCUGCGGCUCUCCGGGCGUGCGCCGAGCUCCAGGACCCGCUUCUUGGCGCCGUGCUCCAUGGGUUUGCCGUCCAGUUCGGGUUUCUCGGCAAUGUUGUUGUUUCCAGCGCACUUCUAGAUAUGUAUGCCAAGUCUGGUCUCCUGGACAAUGCAGCGAGGGUGUUCGACGAGAUGCCAGAGAAGGACUCUGUUGUGUGGAAUUGCAUGGUUACCGCUUAUGCGAGGGCCGGGAUGGCAGCGGAAACUCUGGAGAUCUUCAGGAGGGCUCAGGUGGAGGUGGUGAACAUGGCGAGAGACCUGCGGUCCGUGCCGAGCGUGCUGAAUGCCUGUGGGAAGGAAGGGGAGCUCAUGAAGGGGAGAGAAAUACAUGGUAGGAUGGUGCGAUGCCUUGCAUUCGAUUCGGAUGUCCCAAUCGGAAACGCGUUGAUCGACAUGUAUGCAAAGUGCGGGCAUGUGGAUGCAUCACGAGCGGUGUUUGCGGGCAUGCUGGAGAGGAAUGUGGUGAGCUGGUCGACACUGAUAUCUUGCUAUGGUGUCCAUGGCAAGGGAAAAGAGGCAUUGAGGAUAUACAAGGAGAUGUUGUCUCAGAGAGUCAAACCGAAUGGCAUCACCUUCAUGUCGGUCCUUUCUAGUUGCAGCCACUCAGGGCUCGUGACCGACGGGCGGAUGAUCUUUGAGUCAAUGAGUAAGGUUCAUGGUGUGGAGCCCACUGCUGAGCACUACGCAUCUAUGGUUGACAUCUUGGGGCGGGCAGGAGCCAUUGAAGAAGCUGUCGGGCUUAUAAGGAAGAUGCCUAUGGGGCCUUGUGCUAGUGCAUGGGGAGCUGUACUCUCCGCUUGUGCUACACAUAAUAAUGUUGAUGUUGGAGAGAUUGCAGCUUAUAGGUUGUUUGAGUUAGAAGAAGAUAAUGCUAGUAACUAUGUUACUCUCUGUGGAAUCUAUGAUGCAGUGGGUCAGCUUGAUGGCGUUGCAGGAUUAAGAUCAAGGAUGAGGGAACUUGGCAUGGUGAAGACACCUGGGUGCAGCUGGGUUGAUGUCAAGGGAAGAGCUUAUGCCUUUUACCAAGGGAGCAUCCCACGAUAUUUGAGGAGACAAAUGUUUUGGAUUUUAGAUCGGUUACUCGAGGAUAUGGGAAGUUCAGAAUCUAAAUAUGAGCAUACGAACCAGUAUUACGAAUUAACUUAGCACUGAAGCUGGUAUGCAGAAGUCCUGUACUGCUGCAAUCAGAUUGGUCUGAGCAUAAAGCAAUAAUCAGCUAUGAUUGUUGUCAUGGUUCCAUGAGCAAUUUUUUUUAUCAUGCAAGGAAUUCUGGUCAAUGUGGAUACUUGUGACCUUGAAUAUUUCCAUGCCAAUAUCUGGAUCUAUAUGCUGCAAAAAAUGAAGUGGAGCUCGGGUAAGAGCGACGCUGGUUCUUCAGUUUGAGGCUAUGACUAUCUGCUCUCUUUAACGUGCAUAAAUUGGAUAUGCCGCUGAAUAUACUGGGUAAUAGAGAAGUUCAAUGGCAGAAUAGAUGAAUCUCACCAACAUGUGCUAUCUUUAAGGUGCAUAAUGCAGGCAAAUGGAUGCCCAAAGAGAAGCGCCUUAUGCCAACAAAAACAAUAAGCCAACAUAUAUGAAACAGUGAGCAGAAUCAUUAGGCCCAUGAACAAUAGCAAGAAAGAACUGCUUGGUGGGCAACUUCAUGAAGGCAGUGACCAAUUGAUCAUUUUAAUCAUGCAACUUCAAACACUACUCAGGCGUUUUGUGAUGAACUGAUGAUUUCCAUCCUUGGAUUGGAUUACAGCAUUGUAUGUAACCUCCAGAAAGAGAUCGGUACAGCCACCAUGAGAAGUUGUGCAGAGUGUUAUUUCUUCCAAGUGUGCAAAUCAGUUUUUGUGCCUAAUUAUGUGAUUAUUCGCAAAUUUUGAAGGGGUCAAGGUGAUCACCUGGCACCUCGUUGAUACCGUCCAAAUUCACUUCAAGACAACAAUUUGGGACUGCCCAAGAGCACCAAAGAUGGGUUUUUUAUGCGUACAUAAAAUAUGUUGUUACUGUCAGCUUUUGGCCUUUGGGGAGCAAAGAGACAUCCAGCUUCCAACUGGAUAAGCCGGAAUACUUUACUCUUGAUGCAGUUCUACUUUCUGAACCUUGUGUUCUGGCACACUGAUCCAGCAGAAUUUGUCCAGAAAAUAACUCUAAUUAAGGUAAGAGACUGCCCCUGCCGACUGGCACUGCCCAUAGUUGAGCUCAGCACGACAAGACAGCAUGGGAGCAGCUGCUUUUUGUAGGUACACUUAGUCAAUGGGUGGAUGUGUUGUGUUUGGGAGCCUCUGUCCAAGCACAAAUGAUCGAAAUAGUCCCAGAGAUCGGUCUGGCUGCGCAAACGGCACCAUGUGAGAUGCGCCCCGCACCGUUGCAAAGGUCAGCAUGUUACCAUACUCUGUUACCCAGCCUCCAACCUUGAAAAUCAAAGGGCAACAGAUGUAUCAUUGGUCAGACAACUUUUCACUGGUUUGCAUUCAUGGUCUGUAUCAGCUAAUAUGGCAAUUGUAAUUCAGCCUGUUCUCGUGGAAUAGAAGUAUACCUGGCCUUUGUGGAACCAAGUACUGUAUGGAACUGUGACAUGGAACCCCAUUGUAUGAGCUAGCUCUCGCACAAGGGUUCGGGAGCCCAAGAGGGGCACCACAGAGUCUUGAUCCCCGCUGUACGUUGAUUGAUCUUGUCAUGGCAAAUUUCACAUGGGCUUAAACAAA